GCGAGGAACGACAACACGUCAAAUAGAGAGGAUGGCUGCUGACUCUGUUGUGAAAAAGAAAAUGCUGUAGUGUGUUAUUUCACACACCGUAGCUUUGACUACCCGGGAAGUGGUUAGCAGUCCCCCUGUGGAUAAAAUGGAUUUCCAUUCAUUAUUGUCUAUCGCACAACAGAAGCAGAAGGUCGCAGAAAAUAAGAAACAGGACUUGCGUGGCCUUAACACAAAGUUUUCUGCUCCUAAAAAGGAGCAGAAGCCAAAAGAGAGGAAAUCAGAAACUGUUAAGAAAUUAAUUAAAGAGAAAGAACUUGAAAAAUGGAAGAAAGCACAAGCAGAGAUACAGAGACAGAAAGAGGAAGAGAAAGCAAAGAGAUUCCGGAUCCCUAAGGCCUCGUCCAAGGGAGAUUCCAAUGGCAUCCAUAAGGACACCUCCCGUAGCUCUAGUAGUGCUCCCUUGGAGAAUGUUUGUGAGGAAGAAGUAGUGAUUCAUAAGGAGGAUUUUGUAAAAUCAAGUAGCAAGAAAAGAGUGGCCCACAACCCAGCAUUCAAUCGACCGCCUGUGACUCCAGUGAAGAGAGAAGAGGACAGUCGACGUCUAUCAACAGAUUCAUCAGACAAACACCACAAACAGCAAGAUGUGCCUUCAUCAAAACGUUGCAAGUCUACCACGGAUAUUACACUCAAAUCAUCUUCUGGGAAAUCUGAUGACAGGCAUUCCUCCAGGUCAUCGACCUCAUCAUCAAGAUCAUCAAAUUCAUCGUCUAAAUCAUCACAUUCUUCCAAAUCAGGGUCACAGACAUCAUCAUCAUCGAAGAUCUCCUCUAAAUCAGGUGCUCAGAUAAACAAUGGUCAGAAUACAUCCUCUCUCACAGGGAAAGCCCUGGCUAAGGCCGCCAAUCAACACCAGGUAGGUAAGUCUAAUUCUGAGGGGAAACCAAAACCUAAACCACGGCCCAUGCCUCCACCCAUGGGGUUUGAAGACCUGCUUAAGCUGGCUGAACAAAAGCGCAAAGAGCCGGUGAAAGUAGAAGUACUGGUAAAACCGGUCAAAAAGGAGGAAGAAAAUAUGAUGACGCAAGAGGAGAAAGAUAGGUUGUCGAGAAUAAAUAGUAAGUCCUAUAAAGACUGGUUAAAAUAUGGAAAGUCUAAUACUUCCCCUGAGGAACUGGCCAAGCUUGUGCAUAAACAUGGAAAACCAGCCAUUGACAACAACAAAUUGGGGAAAGCGGGACUAAGUAUAAGCACAGCUAUGAAAAACAAGUCUGAGAUGGAUAAGGCAAAGUUGAAAACUGAAGGCAUAAAACGCAAGUUGAACAUGAACAACAGUCAAGUGGAUUCGAAUUCAAAAGUGUCACGAUUAAAUGAUGUUCACAGUAAAGGGCUUGAAAACUCAUCUAGCAUAAAAUCGAAAAUUAAUCUCAAAGAAAAGUUUCACAACCGGACUAAAAGUGCAGGCAGUGGAUUGGGCCCACCUUUACCUGCUGUUAAGCCACCAGGAAAAGAUCAACCAAAGUCUGGAAAGGAAAAGUCUGCAUUGCCAAGGACUAAAUCUGACUCUACUUUGCAGCGACCUAAAGUGCCUUCUCUGCCUGACAGAGCUCGCCCUAAAGCUAUAUCAUCUGGAGGAAGGAAGGAACCAUCAACAGCGUCACGGUACUCUAGUACUCAUGAGAACGUUUUGGUGUGUGGGCCAGCAAAGAAAGAACAACCACAGAACCCAUUUGACAGAAUUUAUAGCCAAAUUCAGGAAAGGAGACCAGUUAAGCGUAGGAUUACAGAGGAAGAGGAAGAGGAUGAGGAUUACUCUGAUGAGGAAGAUGAUUUUAUUGAUGAUGAUUUUAUUGAUGAUGGCAAAGAAGAUGAGGAUGACUAUCGCAAACACUUGAGAGACCUGUUUGGUUACAGCUACACAGAUAGGUUCCGUAACUUUGAUGACCGUGAUGAUGGCAUGGAGGCGAGUUUUGCUCAGCAGAUGAAAGAGGAGGCUAGAAGUACACGUCUUGGUAAACUUGAGGAUUUGGAGGAUAUACGCAGAGAGGAAGAGGAACUGCGAAGAAAGAAGCUGGCAAAGAAGAAGUUGAAAAGGAGAUAACAAUUUAAUGUAGUUCUUAUUUAUCCUGUGAUCUGCUUUUAUGGCAUUUGGAGCCCAGUGUUCAGUGUGUUUUGUGUGGCGGUCAGAAGAGAGACAAUCUUGUUUGAAUUGGUUAACUAGAAAGAGCUUUUGUUCACACCUUUUUUGUUAACAUGGAGAUGGCAUUGUAUUUUCCAUUAAAGGACAAGUCAGCACCUGGCUAAAACAUAUUUCAGUCGAAAGCAGGGUUCUCAAGCUUUCUAAAAAGUAUCAUACUUUAUUAUUUUAAUGAGAUUUCACUGAAUAACAUGUAGAAAAAACUGACAAUACUACACAAAUGGCUGGUGUGAAUUGAGGCAGACAUCUUCAGAAUUUUAUCCAAUCAGAUUCGUCAAAUGUCAAAAGCUGUGACGUUGCCCAUGACCUUUACCCAUUCACUCCAUGAAGUGGCAUAUCAUAACAGAGAAAUGCUACUUAGACAUGCUGUUUAAAUUAUACAAGUACAUUAUUUGUCGUUCAUUUUAGUGUUUAGUCAGCAGUUUCUAAAUAUCAGAUAUCAGAGGCAGUGAAAAAUUUCUUAGGGAUGCCGAAAGGUUUAUGAGAAUAAGAUUGCAUCUCACUGAACAAUGCUUAAAAUUAAUUAAUUCUCAUGAUAUAAUUUUUUUUCUCUAAAUUUAUUACAAUUGAAGAAUUUAAAUUGUGCUCCUUUGUCAUUAUUUCAUACAAGGGAUGAUUUUUUUCCUGUUUUCUUUCAUAAAACACAGUAAAAUUAUUGAAAUGCAGUGUUCAAGCAGAGUUGCUUUCUCUGACGUUGGCAAUAACUAGGUCAGUACUGCUCUCAUCUUAGAAGCGAACACCACGAAACUGAAGCAUACAUAGCAGUGACGGUCGAAUGCCUAGAUCAGCCUCCAUGGUGCUUAGAUUUAUUUCCAUUUGCUUCAGAAUUGAGCAUGAAUCUAGUUGUAAAACAAUCCUGUUGUACUUUUGUAAAUAUUUAACAGGGGUCAAAAUCACUAGCACAGCCCCUCCAGAGGCUAAGGCUUGAACCAGGAAUACCCUGGCCAUUUAUCUACCAGCUACUUAUACUGUAAAUGAUUUAUCAGGCUUACUGUAUCAACAGUUCAAGUAGUGGAAGAAAUAUUCUCCCAGUAUGUCCAAUUUCCGAGAAAGCUAUUUAUCACUUGGACCUUCAUUGCCCAAGUCCACAACUUUACCUACCAUAGGCUACUGCUUUGACUAUAAUACAGAAAAUACGCUUCGACAUCAGAGAGCUAGAGUAAACGUGACAUCACCUUGAUGUCGAUAAUGGUGAUGCGCUGAAGCUGUGUCAAGACGAAGUUUCACUAAACUUUUACUGGGUUGAAUAAAAUCUAAUAUUUAAUGCCUGUUUAAAAUACUUUGAGUGGUAGUCUUUCAGUGGACAUAAACAUUAGUCAGGUGCUGUCUUUCACUUUAAGUUAUUUGCCUUUGUGGUCAUGAGUGGAUUAGCAUUUUACUGGAAUUCUGCUAUAAUCCAUUCUGGAAGAUGAUCUGUGUUGAGUUGCAAUAUUUUUCAGUUGGGCCAUAAUUUGGCAAAUGGGACCAAUCAGAAGGUAUUGAACCUUUCAUGGUAAAAUAAGCCUUAUAUCCAAGUGAACUAAAAUUUUGAAGUUCACACUCUUCAAAAAAUGAUCAAAACUACAUUUAUUUUAUACAUAUAUGUACAGUUGUAAUUUGUGCUUAAAGGAUAAAGAAGUUCCAAGCAGUAUUAAUACUAUUUGUCAGUUUACCUGAAAUGCACAUCUUAAACGUAUGUUCUUGGGUGCAGACAUGUAAAAUUAGAUAUUCAUGCAUUUUAAAUCAUUUAGACAUAAAUGGGGUUAUAUUUCUAAGGGAAGUUGAAGUAUCAUAUUUCAUGAAAGAGAAUGGUGUUUUAUUCAACCAUUGAUCAAAAGCUCCUGUGUUAAAAAAGUAAACGUGUAUGCAAAUCUUUGUGUACCUGUAUACUGGUACUUUAAUUUGUCAGUUCUGUGCAUAAUGACAAGAGAAGAAAAUCAGGUCUAAAUUUCGCUAGUGGUUAUUUGUUGUAAAUAGGUACAGUGCAUGUUGAAUUAUUGUAUUACCAUUUUCAAGUGACACAUUUUGCUUGAUUCUGAUUGAUUCAUCUAUGUUUUAGGGCCCCUUAAGAGUUUUGUGUAAAGUUCGAAGUUAUCAUUUUAAGGCCUUUAUGUGCUUCCCAAAGUGCAUUUUUACACUCCAAUAUUCAGGUGAAAUACUGUAUAUAAUGAAAGAUGAUAAAGUAGAGUUACCAAUGUACUGGUAAAUGUACUUUAAGGCAUGAACCUAUGUUUGAUACCUGUACAAGGCAAUUUAUUUUUUAUGCCAAUUUUAAGUUAUGCCAAUUAUUAGGCCUAUGUGUUAGAAAAGUGGUAGGGGAAAGCUAAGUACAAGUAGCCAGCUUAAAAUGAUCUCGUGGACUAGUUUCCUCACUCAAAUUAUUUUUCUCUCUGUUUUGAUGCAUGGUGUGGAGUGCAACCAGUGCUGUAGUUAUCUGAUGAAUUUUCUGUACAUGUAUUUAUUUCUUUGUACAUAUAUUGACAACUUACAGUUAUAUGAUGGGAGCUGGUCGUCUUUCAGUAACCAGGACACAGGAGAUGCAGGUUCAAUCCUGGCUAAGGACGGGGAAAUUUUCAAUUCCCCAACUCUCACUGUUUAUCUUACUCACAAUAACCAGCUGAUGACAUGUAUGUGGUUGUUCACGCAGUCUGCACGUCAUAGGUGGCCAAGGUUCGUGGCUUACCUAUGACACGCUUCUGUUUCCUGUAACACUAACUGCCAGGGUAUAAGUGCCAAAAUUACUGAGUAUUGCAUUUAACAACAUAGUUACUGUAAAUCUUCAACUUUUUUUGACCACUAAAGCACUCUCUUCAGUGGAUUUUAUGCAUACAAUUAUUUUGAAAAUGACACUGAAACGUGAUGGUCCAAGUUAAUUUAAUAUUGAUCUGCAGGUAAGGUAAUGUAACAGGUAGCCAGCUGUUGAAAAGUUGGCUAUGUUGUCCACAUUCUUGUUUUGGAUGGUAUUGCAGGUCAACAUGUGCUAGAAGAUAGUUAAAAUAACAUAAUGCCAUACACCUUAAUCUCAUGAUUAACUGUAAUAUAGUCAUACUGCGUGGAAUGAAAGUGAAAUAUACAUACCAUGAUUAACCUGGAAAUAAUCCUAACUUGGCCAGUCGUGCGUGCUAAUAAAACUUUCCAGCUGCCCACAUUAGUAACAAAGUUAAAAAGUUAUUUCAUUACAUGCAAGUUUUGUCCUCAGUUCAACCGUGUCAAAAUACUAAUGGGUGCAGAAAAUUGUUGAUGUCCUGCAGUUUAUUUCCAGGCUUAAAAGGGUUUUAUUUUGAGGGUGUCUGGUAAGCUCAAGCAAGUGUCUCUCAGCCUAAUUACAGUGUUCAACAGUUGUUGUGCUUUUCUCUGGACAUAGAUGUAGAUGUACAUUCAAGGAAAUACUUCUGUACCAAAACAUGGCCAAAACACACAUACAUGUAGUUCACAAUCUUUUAUUUGUUUAAUUGUGUGUUUUGUGAAGAAGGAUUGAUGAAAUAUUUAAAUGAAACAUUGAAGUGAAUGAUCUCUUGUUUAAGACUUUAAAGAAUUGUUUUAUGUACACAUGCAAAUUUAUCAUUUAUCUCUAAUUUGUAAAGGUAAUUGUGUACGUGGGUGUAGACAGGGGGUGUGAAUGCGAGUCAGCUAAGCACGUCCGGUUGAAAAAGAAAUGGCUUUUUCCACUGAAAUAGGGAAUUUAUCUUUUGGCUAACGAUGAGUGAUGUUGGUUUUAAAUAUUGAAAGACUCAUCGUAAUACGAUAGUAUGCGAUUUUAGAACAUGUAAAUGUCCAUCCAAUGUUUGACGGUAUGAAGGUGUUUGUUACUGACCGGAAAAAAGGCUGAAUUGGAAGAAAGGCUUUGGGUUGAGAUAUAUGUCCUCCAAAUAAUUAAAGUGGAAGAAGGUUCGAUCUAUCUUAGC
This is a messenger RNA of Liolophura sinensis, 6069 nucleotides long. RefSeq names its product protein SPT2 homolog. The coding region runs from base 137 to 2089 and encodes 650 amino acids. Gene Ontology annotation, biological process: transcription by RNA polymerase I; nucleosome assembly. Gene Ontology annotation, molecular function: histone binding; DNA binding. NCBI's taxonomy places the organism in Eukaryota, Metazoa, Mollusca, Polyplacophora, Chitonida, Chitonidae. The record is from RefSeq and is a predicted model, not a curated record. Gene Ontology annotation, cellular component: nucleolus. The transcript is spliced from 6 exons.